AAUAAUAUUUAUAAUGCAACAGUAUUUGCCGGCAAAGAGCAGCAGUAGUUGCCGCAGAGCAACAUUUUCAAAUCUACUACCGUGUCUAAAAAUUAAUCAUAAUAAACUUAAACAUAAAUGUAAUGGAAACAAUAUCAUGUUUACAUUGGCUUUCAUAAUCGCAGCUACACUCUUGAACUUGUGCAGCGCUGGUGUGCCACACAAUAAUCAUCAUCAUUUUCUAGAAGCAGCACCACGAUCGUCAUCAUCGUUACAAUUGGCAAAACAAUGGAAACUUUUUUCAUUUAACUUCCUAUCGCAUGCCCCCUUGAAUGAUAUGAAUUUCUUUAAUCCAUCAAAUAUCUUGGCAACUGGUCUUGUUAUAACGGAGGAUCGUUUCUUUAUUGCCACACCAAAGUUAUUCUCUGGUGUACCAUCAACUUUGAACUGGGUUUCAAGAUCAAACUAUGAAGAUUCACCGGUUUUGCAGGCCUAUCCCGACUGGUCUUUUGCCACCACUGGACGUACCGAUUUCAAUUGCAGUGAUUUGGUUUUAAUUUCUGUCUAUCGUCUUCGUUUAGAUUCCUGUAAUCGUUUAUGGGUUCUAGAUGCUGGUAUCUCACGUUCUCUAGAGGAUUACGAAAAGACUUGUCCACCAAAAAUAUUAGUCUUCGAUUUAAAAACCAAUCAAGUGGUACGACGUAUAGAUUUUCCUCAAGGUGUAUUAAGAGGUGAAUCUCUAUUCACUAAUUUGAUUAUAGAUGAAACCACUUCUAAAGCGGGUACUUGUGAUGAUGUUUUUGUUUAUAUUUCGGAUACCGUAGAACCAGGUAUUGUGGUAUAUGACAGUAUACGUGAUACAACCUGGAGAGUUUCCCAUCCGGCCAUGUAUCCAGAUCCUGACUUUGCACAAGCUGAGAUACUCAAUGAUCGUUUUGUACUAAUGGAUGGUAUAGUGGGUAUAACAUUUGAUGCCAAAAAAGGUUUAAUUUAUUUCCAACCCUUUGCCACUGACAGAAUAUUUUCAGUUACCCGUGAAGUUUUAAGAGCUGGCCCGAUUGCCAUUAAUCAAGUUCUGCCCGUCAAGUUGGUGGGUAAGAAAUCAUCACAAGGUAUUGGUAUAGCAGUAACAGAUGAUGGUACUUUAAUUUUUGGACCUUCGACUGAAACCGCUAUAGCUACUUGGAAUCCUAAUACUAAUGAACAACAUAUUUUGGCUCAAGAUAAAGAACAUUUACAAUUCCUUUCGGACAUUACACUCUCACCACAUGAUCCUGGCUAUGUUUAUGCUAUAGCUUCCAAAUUCCAAAGAUUCUUUUUGAAAAAUCUCAAUGUUGAUGAAGUAAAUAAUCGUAUUAUUAGAAUACCAUUACCAGGCUACGCACCCACACUGCCCGCCAUACAACCCUCUCCAUAUGCUAUUAAACCUUAUAGUAUACAAAGUAAUCUAAAUACUUAUUACCAGCUAACCAACUCCCUACAACCGAAAUUAACCAACGCAGCUACACAUUUUAAUAGACCGGCAGCCAGUAGUAGUCAUCCGUACAGUUUUGAAAAUGCUGGCAUUAUCAAUUAUUCCGUUAAGAAUCCUUUUACCGCCCUCAAUCAGGGAGAAACAUUCCCUCCCCGCAAAGAACUGCGCAAUCAAGAUCAAUAUUCAUUUCUGGAAAGUUUAGCAACAAUAUCCCCUGCAGGACGUGCCUUGCCACCAGAUCCCUCUUCAAUAUUAAAUCUACAUUCUAAUGGUCCAUCUGAUUAUUAUUAUUCCCGUUCGGCGCGCAGUGCUAAUAAAGAAACAGAAAAUAUAAGUGAUCCGCAAAAAGAGUAGUAAAUGAAGAAUAACGUCUCUUUUUGUACGUUUCUUUAUUUUAUUUCUGUUUUCUUCAGUGUAAAUUUAUUUUUGGCAUAGAAUGUAGUAACUAAAGUGCAAUUAAAUAUACGUAAAUACAAAAUAUAUUUUUUUGUUGAAUUAAGUUAAAAUAUUUGCAUAUUUUAAGGCAGCUGCUGUUAUUGAAAAAAAGUACGAAAAUAUAAAUUAAUAUGUAAAUAUUUUAUGUACGAUGUAAGUGUGUGUAAAUAAAUUAUUUAGAAAUAAAAAAAUAUUUUUUAGAAAAAAAAGAAUAAAUAAAUAUUAUGUCUGUCCCUGUAGUCGUUAGUUUUGCAGGUCAAACAACAAAAUACUUGUAAAUAUUAAUAAGGGAAUACUCGUUAUAAAAGCUUGUAACCAGACGAGUACGGGAGCAGACAUUUUGUGUUAUUGUUGUUGUAACAGCUCGACUGUGGCCGAUAGUUCUUUCCAGGGAAAAAAACUUUCGGUUGAUACAGCUGUAGCUGGGUUUGACCGAAUAUGACUCGGGUCGUUCCGGAGCGAAGAUCCAAUUGUCGUGGGAAUGACAUUUUGUGUGAUUUAUAUUGUGUUGAACCUUAUUAAAAACCUACUAACUAACUUACUAUAUAUCUAUCCUUUUCUAUUUAUUUAUGUUUAUCUAUCUAUCUAUCUAUCUAUCUAUUGAUCUGUCUAUUUAUCUAACUAUCUGUUUAUCUAUCUAUUUAUCUAUCUAUCUAUUUAUCUAUCUGUUUAUCUAUCUAUUUAUCUAUCUAUCUAUCUAUCUACCUAUCUAUCUACUAACUACUGCACACCGUUUAUACACAAAACUUGUUUCGUUUUCUGCUGCAACAAAUCAAAUGUUAAAAUUUCCAUCAAAUAUCAGGUGAACAGAAUUUAUUUUACAAAUUACAUCGAAGUGGAAGUGUGUGCAUACCCGAAGGCUCUAGAGAUAUUUCAAAUAGAACCACGUUUGAAAUUUAAGUCAAUGGCAAAAAAUAGCAUACCUUAGGGAGGCCACAUAAAGUUAAAUAGGAUAAUUGAUAAGUAUGAUCCUAAUAAAGUUUGUCUGAAGAAAGCUAUUCGAAAAACAAACAUGCGUACUAAAAUUACUGAACGCCUGCUAUUAAAAAAGGCAACUCAAAUUUGAACAUUUGUACAAUUUUAAUGAAAAUUUGUUUGUGUAAGUGACAUAAACCAGAAUUUUUAAUGAACGUCAAUUAUUUUAUUACUUUUUUUUGUAACGAAAACGAUUUUGUUGUAAAAGAAUUAUUAGUUGCUAGAAUAGUAAAAUAUAAAUUACAUUGUUUGUAUGAAAAUAAAUGUUAAUAAAAAAAUUUACCUAAUUAAAUCUAA
Molecule: messenger RNA, 3160 nt
Organism: Lucilia cuprina (Australian sheep blowfly)
Lineage: Eukaryota; Metazoa; Arthropoda; Insecta; Diptera; Calliphoridae
Product: major royal jelly protein 1
Exons: 4
Coding region: 14-1807 (597 amino acids)
Cellular component (GO): extracellular region
Source: RefSeq, a predicted model, not a curated record